This is a messenger RNA of Lampris incognitus (smalleye Pacific opah), 3738 nucleotides long. It is a transcript of the gene ctnnd2b, whose product is annotated as catenin (cadherin-associated protein), delta 2b. NCBI's taxonomy places the organism in Eukaryota, Metazoa, Chordata, Actinopteri, Lampriformes, Lampridae. Gene Ontology annotation, molecular function: cadherin binding. Gene Ontology annotation, biological process: cell-cell adhesion; cell-cell junction assembly; dendritic spine morphogenesis. The record is from RefSeq and is a predicted model, not a curated record. Gene Ontology annotation, cellular component: nucleus; postsynaptic density; plasma membrane. The transcript is spliced from 24 exons. The coding region runs from base 1 to 3738 and encodes 1245 amino acids.
AUGCCAGUGCCCAAGGUGGCGUCUGACACUGCCAGUGCUGCUGCCAUGUUGAGCCCCGUUCUCAAUGCCUCCAACGGAGACGGCUCCGAAUCUGAGACCACCUCUGCUAUCCUCGCCUCCGUCAAAGAACAGGAGCUGCAGUUUGAGCGUCUGACCAGGGAGCUGGAAGCAGAAAGACAGAUUGUUGCCACUCAGCUGGAGAGAUGCAAGCUCGGCUCUGAGACUGGAAGCAUGACAAGCAUCAGUUCAGCAGAUGAGAAGUUCCGCUGGAACAACCAAGACGGCCAGAAGGACAUAGAGGAGGAGCUGACGACAGGCUUGGAGCUGGUGGACUCGUGCAUCCGGUCACUCCAAGAAUCGGGCAUCCUCGACUCCCAGGAGUUCUCUACAGGAGACAGGCAAGGUCUCCUGUCCCAGAGUGCUUUGCAGCUCAACAAUCAGGAUGCCUAUGCAGCCGCAGGUUACCAUAGCAACCACGGCCUUGCACUUGGCGAGCAGGCCCCGCCCCGCAGCGUGCAGGUGGGAGGAGCUGUUCACAGCUACAACCAGGUGACGUCCAGCCGUGCAGCGGCCCAGUUGGUAGGGGCUGACUCCCCAUCCCAGUCACAGAGAGACUCCUUUGCCCAGCAGGCCCACGUUAGCGCUCUCCAUAUGUCAGCUGACGGUGGCGGCAUGCCCACCGGGCCCUCCAUGUACUACUCCUGUGCCACCCUGCCUGCACAGCGUGUGAGCUCCCCUCUGCAGGCUGUGGGUUCCCCCACCAAGCUGCAGCGCCUGGGCUCGGCCUCCUCCGACAUGCCCAGCUACGCCACCCUACAGCGGGUGUCCUCGCCCAAACAGUCCCCCAGCCGACUCGCCAAGUCCUACAGCACCUCCUCACCCAUCAACAUGGUAGCAUCAGGCGCCGGUGGAUCCUCCUCUCCGCUCCCUAUGGCAGCCUCGCCGGGGGGGAACCACUCCUCGUCCCCCCUCCACCAGCUGAGCUCGGCGGUGGGCAGCUACGCCACACUGUCACCCACCAAACGCAUGCUGCACCACAUUGGCCCUGACAGUUACAAGAUCUCCCACGAGCUGUACGCCAACGCCACCCUGCAAAGGCCUGGUAGCCUGGCAGGUUCCAGAGGUUCCUACAGCAGCCAACACAGUCACCUGGGCUCUGAACUCCGACCUCUGCAGUCUCCAGAACACCACAUUGACCCCAUCUACGAAGACAGAGUCUACACCAAACCCAACCUCAGGGGGCAAGACCCAGCAGUCAGCCAGUUAUACCAAGAGGUCCUCAACUAUCUGUUCUGUCCCUACACUUCUCUCCCCACCUUAGCCCCGCCUUCCCCCGGUGUUGACCCACUCCCCUUGCAACGAACAGGAAGCCAGAGUGCUGCUGCCACCUAUCAGAGGGCCAGCUUUGCCCCAGGGGGCGGGGCAUCAGACUACGCCAACCCGUACCGCACGCUGCAGUUCUGUCCGUCAACAGAGUCGCCCUACAGCAAAUCAGGCCCCGCUCUGCCCCCGGAGGCGGCUCUAGCCAGGUCUCCAUCUGUGGACAGCAUCCAGAAGGACCCCAGGUACGACCCCGAAUUCCUUGUGUGGAAUCAAAAUCAAGCCGAGCAAAGAAUGACAAAAGAGUUUGGUUGGAGGGAUCCAGAGUUGCCGGAGGUGAUCCAGAUGUUGCAGCAUCAGUUCCCAUCAGUCCAGUCCAACGCUGCUGCCUAUCUCCAGCACCUCUGCUUCGGAGACAACAAGAUCAAGUCUGAGAUCCGGAGGCAGGGGGGUAUCCAGCUGCUGGUGGACUUGUUGGACCACCGUAUGACUGACGUCCAUCGCAGCGCCUGUGGAGCCCUACGAAACCUGGUGUACGGCAAGGCCAAUGACGAGAACAAGAUUGCUCUGAAGAACUGCGGCGGCAUACCGGCUCUGGUCCGACUGCUCCGAAAGACCACCGACGUGGAGAUCCGAGAGCUCCUCACAGGUGUGCUGUGGAACUUGUCAUCUUGUGAUGCCUUGAAGAUGCCCAUCAUCCAGGACGCCCUGGCCGUGUUGACCAACGCUGUGAUCAUUCCCCACUCCGGAUGGGACACCUCCCCCCACACACAGGAGGACCGCAAGCUGCACCUCCACUCCUCACAGGUCCUCCGCAAUGCCACCGGUUGCCUCAGGAAUGUGAGUUCAGCUGGGGAGGAGGCACGGAGGAGGAUGAGGGAGUGUGAAGGCCUGACAGAUGCCCUGCUGUAUGUCAUCCAAACCGCAUUGGGGAGCAGUGAGAUUGACAGCAAGACCAUAGAGAACUGUGUGUGCAUCCUGAGAAACCUGUCGUACCGUCUGGCUGCGGAGACGUCUCACAACCAGCAGGGGGGGUCGGAGGAGCUGGACGGCCUGCUGUGUGACGCUAGUGGAAAGGAUGCAGAAAGCUCUGGAUGCUGGGGGAAGAAGAAGAAGAAAAAGAAGGGACAUGACCAGUGGGACGGUGUGGGCCCCUUCCCAGACUCGGCAGAGCCCCCUAAAGGCAUCCAGAUGUUAUGGCACCCCACCAUCGUCAAGCCCUACCUUACCCUGCUGUCUGAGUGCUCCAAUCCGGAUACACUGGAGGGGGCGGCUGGAGCUCUGCAAAAUCUGGCUGCCGGGAGCUGGAAGGUAAAACCUCAGCAUCUUUUAUGUUUUUGGUCGGUGUACAUCCGUGCCGCUGUGCGUAAGGAGAAGGGCCUCCCCAUCCUGGUGGAGUUGCUGAGGAUAGACAAUGACAGGGUGGUGUGCGCCGUGGCCACCGCACUGCGAAACAUGGCCCUGGACGUCAGGAACAAGGAGCUCAUCGGUAAAUACGCCAUGCGGGACCUGGUGCACCGUUUGCCAGGCGGCAGCAACAACAACAACAGCAGCGGGGGCGGGGGGGCCAACGGCGGGGGCCUGCUGGGUAAGACCAUGUCGGACGACACUAUCACAGCCAUCUGCUGCGCGCUGCACGAGGUCAUCACCAAGAACAUGGAGAACACCAAGGCGCUGAGGGACGCCGGCGGGAUCGAGAAGCUCAUCGGCAUCGCCCGCAGCAAAGGGGACAAACACACCCCUAAAGUGGUGAAGGCCGCGUCUCAAGUCCUGAACAGUAUGUGGCAGUACAGGGACCUGCGUAGUCUCUACAAAAAGGAUGGUUAUUCCCAGUAUCAUUUCGUCGGCUCUUCCUCCACAAUAGAGAGAGACAGACAGCGGCCCUACUCCUCCUCCCGUACCCCGUCCAUCUCUCCGGUGCGGACCUCGCCCAACAAUCGAUCAGCAAGUGCUCCUGCCUCCCCCAGGGAGAUGAUGGCGCUGAAGGAGAGGAAGACAGACUAUGAUUCAACGGGUAAUGCCAGUUACCAUGGCAACAAGGGCGAGCACACUUCCAGGAAGGACGCUAUGGCUGGUCAAAUCACCGGGGGGACUUCCACACUGCACAGAGGAACAUACGUCUCUCCUAGUGAUGACCUCAAAUAUAACCAGGUCUCAUCUCAGGGCCUUCCCUCAGAGCCCUACCCUCCCUUCCAGAAUCCUCCUCCGCCAGGCAGCAGCAGUUAUGACGAGCAGGUGUACUAUGAGGACCAGGUGCACGCACCAGGAGGGCGCCCCCCACAGGCCGAGCUCAACAUGCACCUGCAGGGCCUCAAGUCCACUGGCAACUAUGUGGACUUCUACUCAGCGUCGAGACCGUACAGCGAGCUCAACUACGAGACCAGCCACUACCCGGCCUCGCCGGACUCCUGGGUCUGA